Molecule: messenger RNA, 1114 nt
Organism: Mesoplodon densirostris (Blainville's beaked whale)
Lineage: Eukaryota; Metazoa; Chordata; Mammalia; Artiodactyla; Ziphiidae
Product: UPF0547 protein C16orf87 homolog
Exons: 4
Coding region: 131-592 (153 amino acids)
Source: RefSeq, a predicted model, not a curated record
UGGCCAGCGGGGACCGACGGGCGGAGGCUGGGCUGCUGAAGUACGAGGGGCGGAGCCCGGGCUGCCGCCGCCGCCGCCGCCGCCGUUGCCGCCGCCACUGCCUCCGCCGCCGCUGCCGCCAGAGAGGAGCAUGUCUGCAACUCGAGCCAAGAAAGUGAAGAUGGCCACCAAAUCAUGCCCCGAGUGCGACCAACAGGUUCCUGUUGCAUGUAAAUCAUGUCCCUGUGGUUACAUAUUUAUUAGCAGAAAACUUUUAAAUGCAAAACACCCAGAAAAAUCAUCUUCUACAGAAAACAAGCAUGAGGCCAAGAGGAGGCGAACAGAGAGAGUUAGGCGAGAGAAGAUAAAUUCUACAGUAAAUAAGGAUUUAGAAAACAGAAAGAGGUCUCGAAGUAACAGCCAUUCAGAUCAUAUCAGACGAGGAAGAGGAAGACCUAAAAGUGCAUCUGCCAAAAAACAUGAGGAAGAAAGAGAGAAACAGGAAAAGGAAAUUGACAUCUAUGCUAACCUCUCUGAUGAAAAGGCUUUCGUGUUUUCAGUCGCCUUGGCAGAAAUAAAUAGAAAAAUUAUUAAUCAAAGACUUAUUCUCUGAUAUUUGUCUGCAAAAUGUGUUGAAACUUUCUUCAGGAUUACAUCAGCAAAUUCUCAAACAGUUAUGAACUCCCAGGAGCAUUCUGACUGCAUCAAUAAGGGCCAUUGAUUGUUUUUUUUUUCUUUAUCAUUUAGCCUGUGGCACACUUUGGGAGCAAAGCUGCAGGCUUGGACUGUUCUGGGAUUUCCUUGUUUACCAAGGAGUAUUGUCAGUGUUUUGUGUUUGGGAUAUAAUGUAUUAACCCCCCCACCCCCCCACCCCCCCACCCCCGCUGAAAAGAAGAAAAAAAGCUGGAUGGCUUUUACAAGAUUAAGGGGUAGGGUUGGGAGUGGAAGUAAGAAAACAAGAGAAAUAAAAUGAUAGUUUGCAGGUUUGCCACCAGAGAUGCAAUAUUUUAAAUACUUUGAGAAAGAGUGACUUUUAAAAAUAUAUAUUUCAGAUUUUCAACACUGACAUUGCAUAUUUGCAGUUCAUUUAGUAAAUUGGCAAUUGAUAUUUUAUUGAAUGGGGAAUUAAUAAUAU